AGGGUCCGAGAGGCUGCCCCGCUGUCCCUCGACGAAAGGGAAAAACGAGCUAAGCUUUUGAAGCAGUGGGCCGCCUAUAAGCAACGACAGGACAAGGCCGAGAUGGACACCAUGAAAACACUGAUUGCCGCUCAAGAACAGGCUUUGAGGGAAUUGCGCCUGGAGUCGGAAGAGCUGUACCAGGCAGCCAUUCUGCGGGAUGACUGCUUGUUUCCUUUCGACAGGCCAGAGCCUCUGCAUACACCCCCUCAGGCUACCUACGAAGCCCCCGAAGGGAAAUGCAACGAUCUCACCAGAACAUACACGUACUGAUUUGGGUUGUGGGAAGAGCAACACCGCCAGCAAGCGUGUAAACGUGUUAAAUUAUGUUCUACCUGACCAUUCCUUAGAUCUCAAGCACUCGCCCAAUGUAGAGGUUAUACAAAGGUUGUGUACAGACAUGUGCAGCAAACUGCCAUGUCUUAGUAACCGAUUACCUCAACAUCUGUGACCUCACCUAAUUAGUAGAGCCAGGUGCUAUCAGGAAAUGUUGUGUUAUGUGAAGCUUCUACCUUGGCUGGGAUGGUCUUAGAGAUUGACAAGGAGAAUAAGAUGCCAUUGAAUAAACUAUACUUGCCAAUAUUUUUUCCCUGACACAGAGAGCUGAUGAAAGGCUAUUUUGUACAGGGUAGUCCUCAACAUAUGACCACGAUUGAGCCCAAAGUUUCUGAUGCUAAGACGGCUAA
Molecule: messenger RNA, 725 nt
Organism: Thamnophis sirtalis
Lineage: Eukaryota; Metazoa; Chordata; Lepidosauria; Squamata; Natricidae
Source: RefSeq, a predicted model, not a curated record